This is a messenger RNA of Physeter macrocephalus (sperm whale), 2612 nucleotides long. RefSeq names its product STE20 related adaptor alpha (gene STRADA). The record is from RefSeq and is a predicted model, not a curated record. Gene Ontology annotation, molecular function: ATP binding; protein serine/threonine kinase activator activity; protein kinase activity. Gene Ontology annotation, biological process: activation of protein kinase activity; protein phosphorylation; protein export from nucleus. Gene Ontology annotation, cellular component: serine/threonine protein kinase complex. NCBI's taxonomy places the organism in Eukaryota, Metazoa, Chordata, Mammalia, Artiodactyla, Physeteridae. The transcript has 14 exons. The coding region runs from base 549 to 1844 and encodes 431 amino acids.
CCUCCCUCCCAGCAACUGGCCUGGCGGCAACGCGGCCUUAAACCAAGGAGGCGGAGCUGAGAUUGGGUCGGGACUGCUUGCUAGCUCCAGGACCAGGUACCGGGCUGGCGGGGCCGCCUGGUGCGCUCCAGGGAUCGGUCCCUCCUUGCUCUGACGCCUAUUCCAUCUCCUCGGGGGCGGGCCUCUGGCAGAGCGGCCAUCCUGAGCCCCCCCUCGCCCUCUACGGGCCUCUUUUCACCCGAAUUCUUCUCGAUUCCCGCAAUGAGGGGCUGCAGCCCGAGAGCAGAAUAGGCUUGGGCCUGGCCGGGAGACACUGGAGCAGAGUUGCCGGGCGGAAGAGGCGAGCGCCUGCUCCCUCUCCUCUUCGCCCCUCAUUCUCAGAUUACCUAGGAGCAGAAUUAUUGGGUCGUAAGAAGCUGCUAAACCAUUUUCCAGCGUGGCCAUAUGUGUUUGCAUUCCCACCAGCAACGUAUGAGAGUUCCAGUUGGUUGAUAUCAACACUUGGUUUAAAUUUUUGAAAUUGAAGUAGGUCUACACGUUAGGAACUCAUGUCUUUCCUUGUAAGUAAACCAGAGCGAAUUAGGCGGUGGGUCUCGGAAAAGUUCAUUGUUGAGGGCUUAAGAGAUUUGGAACUAUUUGGAGAGCAGCCUCCGGGUGACACUCGGAGAAAAACCAAUGAGGCGAGCGCAGAGUCGAUAGCAUCCUUCUCUAAACAGGAGAUCAUGAGUAGCUUUCUGCCGGAGGGAGGGUGUUAUGAGCUACUCACCGUUAUAGGCAAAGGAUUUGAGGACCUGAUGACAGUGAACCUAGCAAGGUACAAACCAGCGGGAGAGUAUGUGACAGUACGAAGGAUUAACCUAGAAGCUUGUUCCAAUGAGAUGGUGACGUUCUUGCAGGGGGAGCUCCAUGUCUCUAAGCUCUUCAGCCAUCCCAAUAUCCUGCCAUAUCGAGCCACCUUUAUUGCAGACAAUGAGCUGUGGGUUGUCACAUCAUUCAUGGCAUACGGCUCUGCAAAGGACCUCAUCUGCACACACUUCAUGGACGGCAUGAAUGAGCUGGCGAUUGCUUACAUCCUGCAGGGGGUGCUCAAGGCCCUGGACUACAUCCACCACAUGGGAUACGUGCACAGGAGUGUCAAAGCCAGCCAUGUUCUGAUCUCAGCGGAUGGGAAGGUCUACCUGUCUGGUUUACGCAGCAACCUCAGCAUGAUCAGCCACGGGCAGCGGCAGCGUGUGGUCCACGACUUUCCCAAGUACAGUAUCAAGGUUCUGCCGUGGCUCAGCCCAGAGGUCCUCCAGCAGAAUCUUCAGGGUUACGAUGCCAAGUCUGACAUCUACAGUGUGGGAAUCACGGCCUGUGAACUAGCCAAUGGCCACGUCCCCUUUAAGGAUAUGCCUGCCACCCAGAUGCUGCUGGAGAAGCUGAACGGCACAGUACCCUGCCUGCUGGACACCAGCACCAUCCCUGCCGAGGAGCUGACCAUGAGCACCUCGCGCUCAGCGGCCAACUCUGGCCUGAGUGAAAGCCUGGCCCCCAGCCCCCCCAGGACCUCCAAUGGCGACACGCCGUCCCACCCCUAUCACCGCACCUUCUCACCCCACUUCCACCACUUUGUGGAGCAGUGCCUUCAGCGCAACCCGGAUGUAAGACCAAGUGCCAGCACCCUCCUGAACCAUUCUUUCUUCAAGCAGAUCAAGCGACGUGCCUCAGAGGCUCUGCCUGAGUUACUUCGUCCUGUCACCCCCAUCACCAAUUUUGAAGGCAGCCAGUCUCAGGAUCACAGUGGAAUCUUUGGCCUGGUAACAAACCUGGAAGAGCUGGAGGUGGACGACUGGGAGUUCUGAGCCUCUGAAGAAGGUGCACAUUCUCCAUCCCGGGCUGCGUGAGCCUCCGGGACCCUUCCUGAGGGCUGGCUGCAUUCCUACCCUCCUGGGGGCAGACUGAGCAGAAAGGACAUUUCUGCCAGGAGAGCUGGCUGCUUACUGACUGGGAAAGAAAUUCCUGGAAGGAAACUUUUUUCUUUUUACCGCUCCAAAGCCUUUUGAGACACGAGGGAAUCCCAACAACCCGGGAUUGGUAGGGGGCCGGAAAGCUGACGUUCCCAGUCCUGUGAGCUCAGGUGACCUGACCUCUUCAGAAGGAAUAGAUGCUGUUCUGGCUGUGGCGGCUGAAGUCCAAGGCCAGGGUGUGACUCACCCACCCAGGGAACUGUGCGACUUCUUCCCACUCUGGCUCUCCUACCAGCCUAGUUGCGUCCUUCUCCCCUGCUCUCAGAUCCUAUAGGUCCAGAGGGGCAAGCAAUAAGACUCCCCUCCCCUCAGACCUCUCCCUAAUAACUGAAGGCAAGGGUAUUGUUUCUUUAUAAGCACUAGCUUAAGGCUAGGGCAAUCCAUCCUCCUCCCCCUUUUUGCUUGGGCCCUGACACCUGAAAUCUUCCCUUGGUUCCUCUUUGUAGCUCAUUCCUUUCCCACGAAGAGUCCAUCUUACCGACUCCUGCUGGCCGCCUUGGUGCUUCCUCCAAGGGCCAUAAUGUUUUGCCUAACCUGAGGGCCUGAGUCCUUAUGCCGUGUUAGUUUCAUUGCCAGAACAAAUUAAAAGUUCCCGAGAAUCCA